CCUCCACUUCUCGAGCUUUCCUCUGCACUUUCCUGGAUUGCGUUUCCCCGAACUCAGCUCCCUUACACACCCCCCCUGCCACACGCGUUCGUCGCCUCUGCAUGCGCUCAGACGCAUUUUUUCGCUGUCUGCCUCUCUGGCGUCUCUGGGGUCCGGUGAUUCGCCUCCGACUCUGUUGGCACACCCCGCGAGUUGUGCUGAAAACGGAGAAGUUAUCCUCGGUCUCGACUCACCAGUCUCGUCUGCGUCGUCAGCUCGGUUUGCACUAUACUCGAUUCGCAGGUAGCACCCUGGAGGCCAGGCAAAGGCAGACAGCGGCGGCGGUGCCUCCACCUCAGGAUCGUCCAUCGGAUUGAAGGUGAUCGUCUCUCUCUCAUCAUUUUCCGCCUCAUCUCUCUCGGAUCUCUCGCCUUGUUCCGGUUCAGAGUCUUCGCUGUUUUCCUCGGUCUUCGCUGUGGCUCUGUCCCUCCGUGAGACGCGAUGCAUGCGCGUAGGCGGGAAGCAGCGCAACACGCCUCGGCGAACAUGCGGAUUCCUGUGGUGCUGGUACCUGUUUGGCAGAUAGCCUUGGAUUCUGUCCAGUUUCCUUUGCCGCAGCGAGCGCGGGAGACUGGCGACUGUCCGCGCAUGCACUCGUCGGCGACGCUCCUUUUCUCUCAGCUUCUCAAACAACUCGCGAAUCCCCACUAACGGAUCUUCGCUCGGAGUCUCGCCUUGCCUGCCUCGCCUUCUCUCCGAACUCGAACCCUCUGCAAACGGCGUCUCCGAAACAGACGUCUCUGGCGGGAACGCAGGAAGCCUAGGAAGCCGCCUCUUCUCUGUCUCCGUCUCCCUCUUCUCUGUCUCCGUCUCUCUUGUUUCUGCUUCUGCUUGGGCGGCAGCGGCGACGGCGCCCAGCGUCGUUCUACUGCGACAGAGCAGCUGCGACGGCGAGCCAGGCUGCAUGCAGCGACAAGAACUGGCGGGAGACGAGGGAAGGGACAGAGUGGGCACUGAAGGCGGCUGCGGCGCAGCACACCCAGCAGAGACGGCAGACGACGGGGGACGAGGACAGGAAGGAGACGCCCGGGCAUGCAAACAGCGAGAGGCGAAAGAGGCGCGCGUAGACGCGCAGAGAAGCGAAGUCGCGCUGAGUCUCGAGUCCGUCGGCAGGCGGCGAGGAGAGAGGACGACCGCGGAAUCUGCGCAACGCGGCUCUCCUUCUUCCGAUAAAAGCAGGAGCCCCGAAGGCGAGAGCGACGAAGAGGCAGAGACAGGACAAUAUGCUGGAAGAGAUAGGUCGCCUCUCGAUGGAGACGGAUGCCAGGAACGAGAAGGAAAGACGAACGACACGGAAGACGACGACCAACUCGACGAGAGAGAAGACAGAGGAGAGAGAAACUGGGGACGGAAGUCAGAGGCGUUCGAACCGAGGGAGAGAGGAGAGAGCGAGAAGACCGUGGCAGACGAGGCUUUGCAGAAAGAGCGAGGAACCUGCGACAAGGAAGGCGCGAGAGACAAAGCAGAGCAGCGCCCUACAGAGAGGAGACAGAAGAAAAGGAGGGAGAACCAUCGCCAGGCAAGUCGAGAAGGCGAAGAGGAGACAGAGCGGAAAGGAAGAGCGCCCUGUCCUUCUCCCCUUGUGUCUUCUCGCGGCGCGUCUCCCAUGGUCCUGAAAACAAACGCUGCGCCGUUCCCCGCUACCACCGUGGCAAGCUCCCCCGGAGACAGUUUUCCCUGCACGCGCAAGGUGUCUGUACACCCCAAACGGACCCGCGAGAAGCGUUUUCGAGUCUCGCCAUUUUCUUUCUUUGUGUCUCUGGAAAGGCACAAAGCAGCGCAGCAGAGAUAGAGCGCGACUGAGAAGAGCGGCGAAGCAAGACGGGAGAAGAGUCACGACGAAGGACGAGAACAUAAGAAGAAGCAGAAAAAAACGAGCAGAGAGAGACAACACGAAGAAGAGGAGAGAGAGAAGAAAGAGACAGAGGCAGGGCGCGAGAGAGACCUCUUUCCAGAAGCGGCGGCGAGGAGGCAGAAAUGGUUGGAGAACUCGAUGCCUCUCAGACCUCCGACCACCGUGGAGCGAGGGCAAAGAGCCACAGGCAUGCAAGAGACGAGAAAAUGCUGCGGAGUCUGUGGUGAGGGAAAAAGCAGAUGCCCGCCUACAGGGUCGAGAUCAGAGGAGCGUUUAACUGACAAACGAGGAGAGAGACGGCGAGGUAGACACAAUACGAGUGACGCGGAGCAAGAGAGCAGGCAGAGAACAUGGCGGGGAAAAACCGAAAGAGAGCGACUAAGAGAACGCAAAAGAAGAAGCCUGAACACAGAAAAGUUCGGCGAGAGAGACCAAGAGACCAAGAACGCGGAGAAUGCGAAAAUCGACGGUCGGCAGCAUGCAAUCUCCGCUGGGGGGGGGGCGACGCACACAGACGACGAACGAACGGAGACGAUGUCGCCACUUGGCACACAACGAACGUUUGUCUCCCUCGAAGAAAGCGCCAAGGAGAGACUGCAGAGAAGCGGAGAAAAAGAGACUGCAGAGAAGCGGAGAAAAAGAGACUGCAGAGAAGCGGAGAAAAAGAGACUGACCGCGCGGGUCGAUGUCGACACCGGCGAGACAGUUGGGAGCGGCGGGGUGUCUUCGCCGGCAGAUUUGAGGACAGAGAAGAAGAGCGAGAAGAGAGAGACCGCGCGCGGGAAGGUCAACGACUGAGAGAGAGAAG
Messenger RNA from Toxoplasma gondii ME49, 2702 nucleotides. RefSeq lists its product as hypothetical. The record is from RefSeq and is a predicted model, not a curated record. NCBI's taxonomy places the organism in Eukaryota, Apicomplexa, Conoidasida, Eucoccidiorida, Sarcocystidae. The coding region runs from base 944 to 1831 and encodes 295 amino acids. The transcript has a single exon.